This is a messenger RNA of Ctenocephalides felis (cat flea), 1130 nucleotides long. Its product is annotated as gastrula zinc finger protein XlCGF7.1-like. The coding region runs from base 138 to 1073 and encodes 311 amino acids. Lineage: Eukaryota; Metazoa; Arthropoda; Insecta; Siphonaptera; Pulicidae. The transcript has a single exon. The record is from RefSeq and is a predicted model, not a curated record.
UAACAUUUUAGUGAAUUUGAACAAAACUGUUAUUAAUCUAUAAUAAAUUGUAUUUUUUAUACAUUAAACACAUGCAGAUUUGAAAGGCUUUUCGACUUUAAGAAGUAAAUGUUAGAACGAACACAAGUUAACCUGAAAUGUGUGAAGAAACAAAAUCAACAACCAUUAAAAUGGAACAACUCGAAUAUAUUCAAGUUAAACAAGAAUUAGAUGAUUAUGAAGUAACAGAGGUAUGUCCGGAAGACGAAGAAAAAUAUCCACAACAAUUUUCACAAUCUGAGGUUACAAUCAAAGAAGAAAUAGAGCAAGAAGAACAACUCCAUAAGUGUAAAAUUUGCAACAAAACAUUCAAAACCCAACAAGAAUUAAAUCAACAUAAAAUAAUCCACAGCGAAAGUAUUCUUAAAUGCGAGAUAUGUGAUAAAACAUUUAAUUCAAAACGAUAUUUACGACGACAUACGAUCACGGUUCACAUAGAAGGACGCCUUUAUAAAUGUGAGGCAUGCGAUAAAGCAUUUAAAUUCAAGAAAUCAUUAAAACUACAUGAAAAGAUCCAUACUGGAGAUAGCCUCUUCAAAUGUGCAGUAUGCCAUAAAACAUUCACCACAAAACAAUAUCUAAGCCGACAUAAAAUAAUUCAUACAGGAGAACGCCCUUAUAAAUGUGAGGCAUGUGAUAAAACAUUUCAAAGCAAAUAUACAUUAACCGAACAUGAAAAGAUCCAUACUGGAGAGCUAUUACAUAUAUGUAAAAUAUGCAAUAAAGGAUUUAAACGAUUAAGCCAUCUAAGACAACAUAAUUCAGUCCAUAUCGAAGAACGCCCUUUUAAAUGUGAAAUAUGCAAUAAAGGAUUUACAAGAAAAACCCAUCUAGACGUGCAUGGAGUGAUCCAUACUGGAGAACGUCCUUUCAAAUGCGAAAUAUGCAAUAAAACAUUCAAUUUGAAAAAAACUUUAAAACAGCAUGAAAAUAUCCAUACUGGUGAACGAAGUUAUGAGUGUGAAAUAUGCAAUAAAAAGUUUUCAAGAUUGAGUCAAUUGAAAAGGCAUUUAUCAGUGCAUCACAAACAAUAAAUAUUUAUAAGGGAUCGUUCAAGUAUUACGUAAGCAGAUUUAUUACAAUUAUUUACC